AUGGCCUUCAACUCACUACUUCCUCCAUCUGCAACGCCGCCACGAGCGCAAUUGAAUUGGCCCAGCGCAAAUCGAAGACUUCUCUAUAUGCUUCGUCAGAACUUCUCACUGUCGACUUGGAUACUUCUAGGGGCAUUCUUGCAGUCGCUAGCUGUGUUUAUCAUACCUCGGUUCUACGCCGUUCUUCCGUCGCUUCUCAUCCUCGGUGCACGUCUUGCUGAGACUCUGGCCAUCACGUACGGUUGGAAAAGGAACCACUAUCUGGAUGAUGCCAUAAUGCACCGCACAUCACCCCAAGUCCCGGAUGAGGACGGCACAUUCCACGAGGGGGCAUCGCAGGAGACAGUUGUGGUCUUCCUGUUAGGUGCCAAAAUCAACCAUCCACUGGGCCUCUUCGCCCCCAAUGUUAAGCCAUUCGGUGAUUACCUCACGGAAAUGAUCAAGAUUCUGGAAAAGGACAACACCAACGCCGGCUUCUACGGAGCCUCCUCGUGGACCAGCCAGGACAAAAACGGGGCAACCGAGUUGUUGACCAUCAGUUACUGGAGGUCUACGGAAGACAUCCAUAAGUUCACAUACGGCGACUUGCACAAGGAGGCCUGGGAUUGGUGGAACAAGAAAAUCAAGGAAAAUGACCACAUCGGCAUCAACCAUGAGGUCUGGGAAGUGAGCCCCAAGCACUGGGAGGCCAUCUACGUCAAUUUCCAGCCCACGUUACUGGGCGCAACCAGCUAUUUGAGAAAGGGCGACAAGAUGGUCGGUGGUACAGUCGACGACCAGUAUAUCUCACCUCUGAUUGAUGCCAGGAGAGGCAAAUUAAGGAGCAGCGCCGGGAGGCUGGGAAGGAGGCCAGAAGAGCUGUAUGAGAAACAUGGACUCGGUCCUGGCGCAACAUACGAGGCUUGA
Cladophialophora yegresii CBS 114405 is the source of this 906-nucleotide messenger RNA. RefSeq lists its product as uncharacterized. NCBI's taxonomy places the organism in Eukaryota, Fungi, Ascomycota, Eurotiomycetes, Chaetothyriales, Herpotrichiellaceae. The transcript has 2 exons. Bases 1 to 906 code for a protein of 301 amino acids. The record is from RefSeq and is a predicted model, not a curated record.